UUGGCAUACUAUAACAUAUGUCGUUCUAAAUUGCCAAAGCGGUAUCUACGACCAUGUUUUUGCGAAUAAGGCCGAGCCUGUUGGCCUUGCCCUUCGUCAUUGGAGUGACUGCCGGCUUCUGGCCCUUCCACACCCAAGUUGAUGCUCUGGAAUCAGACGCGACGAGCGAUGUCAAGCAGAUCGCGAUUAUAGGUGCUGGCUCUGCUGGUUCAUCCACGGCCUACUACCUCCACAAGCUGGCCCAAGAAGAAGGCAUCGAAGUGAACAUAACAGUCUUCGAACGCUCGUCAUACGUUGGUGGCCGGUCAACAACUGUUGACGCUUAUGAUGACCCUGCUCACCCUGUUGAAUUGGGCGCAUCCAUCUUCGUUUCCGUCAAUGAGAUUCUUAUGAACGCCACCAAAGAAUUUGGUCUCGAUCUCAAACCUCUUUCCGACGAAGAAGAACACGAGACUAUCGGGAUCUGGAAUGGCGAAAAGUUCGUCCUAUUGCAAACAUCAGGAGGCUGGGAGUGGUGGAAUAAUGCCAAAAUGCUCUGGAAGUAUGGAAUGUCACCGAUCCGCGCCAACAAACUGAUGAAGGCUACCGUGGGAAAGUUUUUGAAGCUGUACCAGGAACCAUUCUUUCCGUUUAGGUCACUGUCAGAGAGAGUGAUAGAGUUGGAUCUUGUCAGCGCCACUGCGGUCACUGGCGAUGAGCUACUGGCAUCGAACUCUGUCUAUCCACCUUUCACCACAGACAUUAUCCAAGCGUUCACUCGCGUCAAUUACCUACAGAACCUGGGGGUUAUCCAUGGCUUAGAGACGAUGGUCUCCAUGGCUACUGAUGGCGCCACACAAAUUAGGGGCGGAAAUUGGCAGAUCUUCGACCGCAUGCUGAAUGCCUCGGGGGCAACAGUCUACCUCGAUACCGCCGUUUCCUCUCUGGAGAAGAACAGUGGACGGUAUACUCUUACCGCCAAGCCCGCAAAAGCAGCAUGGAAUUCUGCAGCAUCGAAACAACAGUUUGAUAGUGUUGUGAUCGCCGCGCCAUUCCAAUAUUCCGGCCUAAAGCUCUCUGAUGGACUCGUCGAGAAAAACCCCGAUGAGAUACCAUAUGUUCAGCUGCAUGCUACUCUCUUCACAACACCUUUGAAGUUGGAUGGUAGCUAUUUUGGCCUGAAGCCUGGUGACGUUGUGCCUACAACAGUGUAUACCACGCUGUCGCCUUCUGACGAUCCAACGAGCAGGACGGACAUUGUAGGAAAGGCGGGGUUCUUCAGCAUCAGCGCUCUCCGUAGUGUCACUCAUCCCACAUCAGGCCGAAAGGAGUUCAUUUAUAAGAUAUUCUCUUCCGAGGCUGUCACCAAUGAGUUUCUUGGAAGUCUAUUUGGAAUCACAUUACCCGAAGUCAAGAGCCUGGCAGAUUCCCCGAACGACGACAUAACCUGGUUUUACCCGCAUGUCUGGAACAGCUAUCCGUAUGAAUACCCAAGGGUCACCUUCGAAGACAUCGAAUUGGCACGCGGACUAUAUUAUACGGCUGGAAUCGAGAGCUUCAUAAGCACUAUGGAGACGAGCGCCUUAAUGGGCAAGAAUGUCGCUCAGCUUCUUGUUGAAGAUUUCACGGAGGUGUUGGGAGGUGAGAAAUCUGAACAGAAGGAGAAGAGUAAUGUGAUCGAGGAGCUGUGAGGCGGGAUAAUAAGAUAGCUUUGCUUCAUUUCGUGUAGGAAGGGUUAGAGCCGGUGCGUUGGGGGUACAAGCGUAUACUUUGCAGCAUUAUUUUUAAUAGUCUCACUUCAUUUCACUGCGAG
This is a messenger RNA of Pseudogymnoascus verrucosus, 1792 nucleotides long. RefSeq lists its product as uncharacterized. Bases 54 to 1670 code for a protein of 538 amino acids. The record is from RefSeq and is a predicted model, not a curated record. Gene Ontology annotation, biological process: prenylcysteine catabolic process; prenylated protein catabolic process. The transcript has 3 exons. NCBI's taxonomy places the organism in Eukaryota, Fungi, Ascomycota, Leotiomycetes, Thelebolales, Thelebolaceae. Gene Ontology annotation, molecular function: prenylcysteine oxidase activity.